GACUUCAUGUAUUUUCCUCUCAAGCUUCCUGCUGUUCUCUUAAUAAUCGCGUCUUUCUGCGCGCUGAACGACGGGGCAGGAUGCCGUCUGUUGAAUACGACGAUUCCAAGCCCAGCUGGGCCGAUCAGGUUGAGGAGGAAGGCGAUGAAGGAACUCUUCCGUCGCCCAAAGAAACUAUAAAAGGCAACAUUAAAACUGUCACGGAGUACAAGAUUGAUGACGAUGGCAAGAAGAGCAAGAUCAUCCGCACCUUUAAAAUUGAGACAAGAAAAGCUUCCAAGGCUGUGGCCAGGAGAAAGAACUGGAAGAAGUUUGGCAAUUCUGAGUUUGACGCCCCAGGCCCCAAUGUUGCUACCACAACCGUCAGCGAUGACGUCUACAUGACUUUCAUCUCCAGCAAAGAGGAUUUGAACGCGCAGGACCAGGAGGAGGACCCCAUGAACAAGCUGAAGGGGCAGAAGAUCGUGUCCUGCCGCAUCUGCAAGGGAGACCACUGGACCACGCGCUGCCCCUACAAGGACACGCUGGGGCCCAUGCAGAAGGAGCUGGCCGAGCAGCUGGGCCUGUCCACGGGGGACAAGGAGAAGGCCGCAGAGCCCGAGCCGGCGGCGCCUGCGCAGAGCAAGACCGGGAAGUACGUCCCGCCCAGCCUGAGAGACGGGGGCACGCGGAGGGGCGAGUCCAUGCAGCCCAACCGCAGAGCCGAUGACAACGCCACGAUCCGCGUGACCAACCUGUCGGAGGACACGCGCGAGACGGACCUGCAGGAGCUCUUCAGGCCCUUCGGCUCCAUCUCCCGCAUCUACCUGGCCAAGGACAAGAACACGGGCCAGUCCAAGGGCUUUGCCUUCAUCAGUUUCCACCGCCGUGAGGACGCGGCCAGAGCCAUCGCUGGGGUCUCUGGGUUCGGCUAUGAUCACCUGAUCCUCAACGUGGAGUGGGCCAAACCUUCAAACAACUAAUGAAAAUUCCAACUGUAAUAUUCCCAGAAGGGGACAGAAGCAACUUCUCCAAUGAAUGUGUAAUCCGUAUCUUAAUAAAGCUUGUGUUCACAAUC
Anguilla anguilla (European eel) is the source of this 1057-nucleotide messenger RNA. RefSeq names its product eukaryotic translation initiation factor 3, subunit G (gene eif3g). Bases 81 to 962 code for a protein of 293 amino acids. Gene Ontology annotation, cellular component: eukaryotic translation initiation factor 3 complex; cytoplasm. The transcript is spliced from 10 exons. Gene Ontology annotation, molecular function: translation initiation factor activity; RNA binding. The record is from RefSeq and is a predicted model, not a curated record. Lineage: Eukaryota; Metazoa; Chordata; Actinopteri; Anguilliformes; Anguillidae.